Messenger RNA from Cannabis sativa, 1975 nucleotides. RefSeq lists its product as uncharacterized. Bases 187 to 1530 code for a protein of 447 amino acids. The record is from RefSeq and is a predicted model, not a curated record. NCBI's taxonomy places the organism in Eukaryota, Viridiplantae, Streptophyta, Magnoliopsida, Rosales, Cannabaceae. Gene Ontology annotation, molecular function: DNA-3-methyladenine glycosylase activity. The transcript is spliced from 4 exons. Gene Ontology annotation, biological process: base-excision repair.
ACUUUCUUUCCCUCCAAAUCAACAAACACAACAUAUUUUUCUCAUUAUCACUUUCCUCAUCUCCUCUUCCACAAUCAAAAUCCCUUGUAUCACAAUUAAUACACAUAUAUUUCCAAACAAUAACCACAAUACAUAACACACAAUCUCUAUAUACAAUCCACAUAUAUAUACAUACAAUACCAUACCAUGUCCAUAUCCAUGUGUAGCUCCGAUUCCAAAGUGACCGUUGGUGUUUCAAUGGCACCACCCACAGUCCCCAAAUUCAAUGGCCGACCAGUUCUCCAACCUACUUGCAACCGAGUUCCCACCCUCGAAAGGCGUAACUCAGUCAAGAAAAUCACUACUACUACUACUCCAUCAUCUCUCACCUUACCACCUCCAUCACCAAAUUAUUUCUCUUCUUCUUCUCUUACCAGUCCAAGAAUUACUACUACUAAUAGUAAUAAUACUCUUAAACCCGUGGCUAACCAUAACUCCUUGACUCCACCAAUUUCUCCCAAGUCAAAAUCUCCAAGACCAACGGCUAUUAAGCGCUGCAACGACCUAAACACGAGCUCAGACAAGGUUGUCAUCCCUGGAAGCGUCGGCAAAGCUUCCGCGGCUAAGGUUUUGGAGAGAAAGAAAUCGAAAAGCUUCAAAAUUGUUAGUAAUGGCGGAAACGGUGAUGUUUUCAAUUGUUCUAAUAAUUCUCCACCUUCUUUGGCUGAGUCUUCUUUGAGUUACUCGUCGUCUUUGAUCACCGAUUCCCCCGGGAGUAUCGCCGCCGGGAGAAGAGAACAGAUGGCUCUUCAACAUGCUCAGAGAAAAAUGAAGAUCGCCCAUUAUGGAAGAUCUAAGUCUGCAAAAUUUGAACGAAACUUGAUCGAUUCAAAUCCUUUGGAUUCAACUGUUAACAAAACCAAUGAUGAAGAAAAAAGAUGCAGUUUCAUCACUGCUAAUUCAGAUCCCAUAUACGUUGCUUAUCAUGAUGAAGAAUGGGGAGUCCCAGUUCAUGAUGACAAGAUGUUGUUUGAACUGGUUGUUCUAAGUGGAGCCCAAGUUGGGUCAGAUUGGACUUCAAUAUUGAAAAAACGUGAAGAAUUCAGGAAUGCAUUUUCAGGGUUCGAUGCAGAGAGUAUUGCCACUCUUACUGAUAAGCAAAUGGCCUCCAUAUGUUCUCAAUAUGGGAUUGAUAUUAGCCGUGUUCGUGGAGUUGUCGACAACUCUAAUCGAAUUCUAGAGAUCAAGAAGGAGUUUGGGUCAUUUGCUAAGUACAUAUGGGGCUUUGUAAAUCAAAAACCAAUCUCAACACAAUACAAAUCAGGGCAGAGAAUUCCAGUGAAGACAUCAAAAUCAGAGACCAUAAGUAAAGACAUGGUGAGGAGAGGUUUUAGGUUCGUUGGUCCAACCGUGGUUCACUCAUUCAUGCAAGCUGCUGGUCUAACAAAUGACCACUUGAUCACUUGCCACAGGCACCUCCAAUGCACCUUACUAGGGGCCCGCGGUUCGGUCGCCCCAUCCGCCGCGGUGCCAGAGACAAAUGACCUAUAGGACCUCUCCUAAUUAACACUAAUUAUCAAGAAACAAAAUAAGCAGUGGAAGUUUUAACUCAGAGAGAAAGAAAUGCUCAAAAGUGCAUAUAUAGUUGGCUAAUAUGCUGUGAUGUUUUUAGUUUAAUACAGCAGUGAGAAUUGUGAGUUUGAGUUAAUUUAAUUACAUUUGAAAAUAGAUUGUUUAUUUAGAUUAGAGAGUGCUAAAUAGAUAUGGUGUGGUAGUGUGCACAGGAACUAAAGAAGGCCCCACCAAGAGUGAGUAGUACUAUAUAGAAAAAAGAAGAGAAGACAGAGAGAGAGAGAGAAAGAGAGCAUGUGCAAAUGAAUAUGGAGGAGGCAAUGGCAUGUGUGUGUGGUGUUGUCAGUUUGCUUUUUUAUUAUUAUUAUUAUUGUUAUGUAUUAAUAAAAAUAUUAUGAAAUAUAGUAUUCCAUGUGACCCAACA